Ahaetulla prasina is the source of this 1044-nucleotide messenger RNA. RefSeq names its product basic salivary proline-rich protein 1-like. The transcript has 2 exons. Bases 1 to 1044 code for a protein of 347 amino acids. The record is from RefSeq and is a predicted model, not a curated record. NCBI's taxonomy places the organism in Eukaryota, Metazoa, Chordata, Lepidosauria, Squamata, Colubridae.
AUGGAGAUCCCCCCGCUAGGACCCCCCCCAGGCGAUGGAGCGCGCCCCUCUUUCCAAGCCCGGCAGAUUCAGCCGGGGACCCCGCUGGAGUCCCCGAAUUUGGUGGAGGGGGCGCGCCUGGACCCCUCCCCUCCCCUCUGGCUGGAGACCCUCCACUGCCCCCCCCUAGGCGCUGGAGAGCGCCCCCCCUUCCAAGCCCGGCAGAUUCAGCCGGAGACCCCGCUAGCGCGAUGGAGAUCCCCCGCUAGGACCCCCCACCCAGGCGAUGGAGCGCGCCCUCUUUCCAAGCCCGGCAGAUUUCAGCCGGCGACCCCGCUGGAGUCCCUGAAUUUGGAGGAGGGGCGCCUGACCCUCCCUCCCUCUGGCUGGAGACCUCCACUGCCCCCCAGGCGCUGGAGAGCGCCCCCUUCCAAGCCCGGCAGAUUCAGCCGGAGACCCCUAGCGUCCCUGAAUUUGGGGAGGGGCGCCUGGGCCCUCCCUCCCUCUGGCUGGAGACCUCCACUGCCCCCUCUAGGCGCUGGAGAGCGCCCCUCUUUCCAAGCCCGGCAGAUUCAGCUGGAGUCCCCGAAUUUGGAGGAGGGGCGCGCCUGGACCCUCCCUCCCUCUGGCUGGAGACCUCCACUGCCCCCUCUAGGCGCUGGAGAGCGCCCCCUUCAAGCCCGGCAGAUUUCAGCCGGCGACCCCGCUGGAGUCCCCAAAUUUGGAGGAGGGGCGCGCCUGGGCCCUCCCUCCCCUGGCUGGAGACCUCCACUGCCCCCUCUAGGCGCUGGAGAGCGCCCCUCCCCCUUCCAAGCCCGGCAGAUUCAGCUGGAGUCCCCAAAUUUGGAGGAGGGGGCGCGCCUGGACCUCUCCCUUGCCCCUGGCUGGAGACCCUCCCCUGGGUUUGGGAAGGCUGGAGCAUCCCCCCCCCCACACUUUUUCUCGGGCCCGGGCCAGUCCUCCUGCGGCCGGAGGGUGCAGAACAAAGCCAGCAUUCUUCCUCCCGCCAUCCAGACGUUACUUAACGAACCUCCGGAGGCAACCUCGGCCGGCGGGCGCGGCUGA